Molecule: messenger RNA, 1321 nt
Organism: Rhodamnia argentea
Lineage: Eukaryota; Viridiplantae; Streptophyta; Magnoliopsida; Myrtales; Myrtaceae
Product: riboflavin synthase
Exons: 2
Coding region: 88-912 (274 amino acids)
Biological process (GO): riboflavin biosynthetic process
Molecular function (GO): riboflavin synthase activity
Source: RefSeq, a predicted model, not a curated record
GUGCUAGAGCUUCGCUUCAGUUUCCACAUCACCCACUUCCCAAUGGUUCGAACCUGAAAAUUUUCCCGAGAAAAUCGAGCAAGAAAAAUGGCGCUCGCUCACUCCCUCACUCCACUCGCCAGAACCCCAAAGCUCCUUCCGUCCCUCCUACUCUUCGCACCUCGCGCCACUUCACUCAAAUCCCGCUUCGUUCACGCCCCCAUUUCCAAAUCGUCCUUCUUCUCUCUCUCCCUCUCCGCCCAAAAUCCUAAACCCUUCUUCAGACCCCACCGGAACCCCCCAAUACGAUGCCUCUUCACCGGAAUCGUCGAAGAAAUGGGCCAGGUCAAGCAGUUAGGCGAAGUCGACGACGGAUUCGUCAUGAAAAUCGGCGCAAAGACCGUCCUUGAGGGCGUCAGCCUCGGCGACAGUAUCGCCAUCAAUGGGACGUGCCUCACGGUCACCGAGUUCGACGCGGCGGAGUUCACAGUCGGGCUUUCGCCCGAGACGCUGCGGAAGACGUCCCUGAUCGAGCUCGAGGCGGGCUCGAUGGUGAACCUGGAGCGGGCGGUGCAGCCGACGAGCCGGAUGGGCGGGCACUUCGUGCAAGGCCACGUGGACGGGACCGGGGAGAUCGUGUCAAUGGAACCGGAGGGCGACUCGCUGUGGGUGAAGGUGAGGACGAAGAAGGAGCUGUUGAGGUAUGUGGUGCCCAAGGGGUUCAUCGCCAUCGACGGGACGAGCUUGACGGUAGUGGACGUGUUUGAUGAGGAGGAUUGCUUCAAUUUCAUGCUGGUGGCGUAUACGCAGCAGAAGGUGGUUAUUCCUAUGAAGAGAGUUGGGCAGAAGGUGAAUUUGGAGGUGGACAUAUUAGGGAAGUAUGUGGAGAGGCUCCUCAGUAGUGGGUUCGUGGAUUCCAUGAAGUCUUCUUGAUGAUGAAGGGAGGACACUAGAUGGCUGCUACUGAAAAGUCUGUUUCUCUGAUGUUGGUGUUGCUGUGGAACUGGGCUUGGAGUUUUUUCUACUGUGAAAUAAAUGAUUUCCAGGCUUGACAUGGAUUUGUUAGGCAGCAACAUGCUGCCUCAAUCCUUAUCGUUCCAAGUGCUCGUGCCUCAUUCUCCACAAGAUUUCAAAUCAAGUUGUUGUACCCUUUGCUGAAUUCAGUCUCUGGGUAGCGUUUGUCCCUCGGGUAAACAAGAAUUGGCCUGGUGGUGACAUUUCUGUAUGAGAUGUACCUUUUAAAACGGUCAAAAUUGUUCUAAUGACCUUGAAAUAACCAAGAAUAAAUUAACAGGCCCCCGCAGUGCCCACUUAAUAUUUCUCUUCAACCUAAACAUUUUCU